GCCCAGGGAACCGUGACCCGGCUUGCUGGAGGGAAACUCGGGGACAUCUGUGAAGAAAGGAAUAGGAAGGACCCGAGGAGAGGCAGUAAAGGAGGAAACUGGGCCCUGAUCUGGAGCAUCACCUGUGUGACCUAAUGCAGAUCACUUGGGACCAUACAGAAAGCUGAGCACUGAAGAAUUGAUGCUUUUGAACUGUGAUGUUAGAAAAGACUCUUGAGAGACCCUUGGACUGCAAGGAGAUCAAACCAGUCCAUCCUAAAGGAAAUCAGUCCUGAAUAUUUAUUGGAAAUACUGUUUCUGAAGCUCCAAUACUUUGGCCACCUGAUGCGAAGAGCCAACUCAUUGGAAAAGACCCUGAUGCUGGGAAAGAUUGAAGGCAGGGGGAGAAGGGGAUGACAGAGGAUGAGAUGGUUGGAUAGCAUCACCGACUUGAUGGACAUGAGUUUGAGCAGGCUUCAGGAGUUGCUGAUGGACAGGGAAGCCUGGAGUGCUGCAGUCCAUGGGGUCGCAAAGAGUCGGACAUGACUGAGUGACUGAAUUGACUAGGCUUUGUAAGCCUCAGUUUUCUCAUUGGUAAAAUGGGAUAAGUAACAGUACCUACCUCAUAUUGUUGCUGUGAGAUAACGCAUUCAGAGAGCUUACAUUGCCGCUCACUGCUCAUCUGGGGGCAGUCUCUUUGACCUUCUGUGGUCUGGCCCAUGUCAUCAUGAUGUCACAAUGCCCUACUAGACUCCAACUUCUCCACUAGUGAGUUGUGGAUGCUUUGGAGCUAAGGACUAGAACUGACAUGAGAGACCUCUACCAACUGAGGGUUUCGUGAGCACACUGCUUUGUCAAGAUCUUGGUGAAUAGUCUUUCACUGUGCAAUCGUGUCUUAGAAAUUGUUUUACUUGUUAUCAUGAUCGUGCUUGGCUGGAUGCUUUUUGUUGGAUUUGCAUGUUACCUGGGCACAUUUCCAGAGUUCGUGCCUCCAACUCUGAAGUGGAAAGAGAGGUGGGUUGUUCAGGAGAGCAAGACACACCUGAGGAGCCAGACUUUGGAUGAAGAUCUGCAACUGUGAGCGACUGUGACGGUCUGUUGAGCUGGAUUCCUCCCUUUCAAGAGAACUUGAUAGCACCCGGAAAUGUCAAUGGAAAGUUUGCUUUCCUCUGGAAAAUAAAAUGAACUGCGAAAUGGGAAAGACUUUGAGGAGCACUGCUGAGGACAGCAAGCCCUGGUUCAAAGAUUUGUUAGUAACUAUACCUCCUGGGUAUUGUUUUCAAUGACUGUUCCACCUAUUAUUUUUUCCAUGCAGACGCUAUAAUAAAUUAGACCAGCAUUUUUAAUGCCCCUUUUGGCAGAUUCUGAAACUUGAGUUAAUGUAAAUUUGAGUUCAGGUUCUAACUUUGCAACUUCCUGGCCGUAUGAUCUUAGGAAAGUUUAAUCUCUCUGAACCUCAGUUUCUUCAUCCAUAGGAUGGAGAUAUUCCAGUCUCUUUCUGUUUUUGUGAGAAUUACACGUGGAAAUUCAUGUGAAGCAUUUAAUGCAAAACUUGACAAGUUAGUAAAUGCUAGCUUUAAGUAGUAAAUGCUAACUUAACAAC
This is a messenger RNA of Dama dama (fallow deer), 1582 nucleotides long. RefSeq names its product mitochondrial sheath formation associated (gene MISFA). The record is from RefSeq and is a predicted model, not a curated record. The transcript has 3 exons. NCBI's taxonomy places the organism in Eukaryota, Metazoa, Chordata, Mammalia, Artiodactyla, Cervidae. Bases 899 to 1060 code for a protein of 53 amino acids.